GCCCGCGCCUGUCAGUCGUGCCGGAGCGGAGCAGCGGACAGCAUUGCCGGGCCGGCAGCUCUGCGAAGAGGCUGCGCGCGCCGGCCAGGCCGGGCGGAGAGCCGGGCCUGAGGCUAGGAGAGGGUGCUGGGCAGCGCGAGGCUGCGGCCCCGAGAGCCCCGCGAACCGUCCCGGACCACGGGCACCGGAGAGACCGGCGCGCCGCCUCUGCUGCGGCGCUCGAGCACCACGCCGAGUGCACGGCUCUCCAUCCCCAAGUGUGCCCUGCGCCAGUUGGAUCUGCUGGUCCUCAGCGCCAAGGCCCGCGAGGCUGCAUCCCAGCUUCUGCCGCUCGCUGCGGCUGCCUCUGCCGCUGCUCGCCGGCUUCCCCUCCCCCCACACCCGGGGCUCGGAGCAGGAGGAGGAGGGGCCGGUUCGUUCUCUGCGCUGCUUUCUGCAACCUGCGGGGGCCGGUGCACGCCGGGCGAGGAGCCCGGGCCGCUGCAGGUGCGUGCAACCCUCGGAGGAGACGGACUCUCCACCUCUGGGCAAACCCGAGAGCUGCAAGCGGAGGGCGGGCGGGCAAGCGAGCGGAAGCAACAAAGACAGGCUGCAGCUGGGGCUGGCGAGAGGGGCCGCGGCCGCCGGCCUCCCAGCGCGGACGGAGAGGGCGCCCUGGGAGAGGCGCGGGCAGAGCUGCAGCGGUGAGCCGGGCCCCGAAGGGAGGCGCAGCGCCUCCCGCCGGACGUGUGGAGCACAGUCUCCUGCGAGGAUGCGCUGCCUGAGCGCGCGAGCGGCCGGGGUCCCAGGCGGACGCGACCGGUGCUGAGAGGAAAAAAACCCUUUCCCGACUUCGGACGGCGCUUCCGGACGCAGGGAUCGCCUUCACCGAUAGCUCCCCAUUCCACAAGAAGAAAGGCAUCGGCCCCCUAAGGGGGGCCUUCCUCGGGCAAUCUUUAUCACUCCUGCAUGGCCGCAACCUGCAGAUCGGAGCGUCGUGGCCUCUAAGACUUAGUGCCCUCCGCCCGCCUGGCUGACACGGGAGGACAAGGCCUUGAAGUCUCCAGCUCUGAUUUGAACACGUUGCUGGACUGUGGCCGUGGUGCCAUCCUAUGACCACCCUUCCAGAGAAGCUGUGUGGCUGAGAGGAUUCCUGCUGCAGAAGUGCCCCGCCCAGGGCUCCCAGCUCAGCCAUGCUGGCCUGUCUGCAGAGGACUCAGAACCCGCCUAGCCAGCACCUGGCCUGCCCAAACAAGAGCCUGGAUCUGCGCAAGUGUGAAUCCGUGGCCAGCUCUAUGCAUUCCUCCCGCUACCCCAGCCCAGCCGAGCUGGAUGCCUACGCGGAGAAGGUGGCCAACAGCCCCCUGUCCAUCAAGAUCUUUCCCACCAACAUCCGAGUGCCACAGCACAAGCACCUGAGCCGCACGGUCAAUGGCUACGACACCAGCGGCCAGCGUUACAGCCCCUACCCUCAGCACACCGCCGGCUACCAGGGCCUGCUGGCUAUCGUCAAGGCUGCCGUCUCCUCUAGUGCGCAUGCGCCCACCGGGCACGCCAAAAGCGUGCUGAAGAGCGUGGAAGGCAAGCGGACUAAACUGUCACCAGCCACCGUGCAGGUGGGCAUUGCGCCCUACCCAGUGCCCAGCACCCUGGGGCCCUUGGCCUACCCAAAGCCACCCGAGGCGCCUGCACCACCGCCUAGCCUGCCUGCAGCAGCCACGGCCACCUCUGUGAUCCCUCUGCCAGGCAGGGGCCUGCCCCUCCCCCCCUCCAACCUACCCUCUAUCCAUAGCAUUCUGUACCAGCUCAACCAGCAGUGCCAGGCCCCGGGCGCUGCACCCAGCGCCUGUCAGGGCGUGGCUGUGCCCCACCCCAGUCCAGCCAAGCAUGGCCCGGUCCCUAGCUUUCCUAGCAUGGCUUACUCCGCCACAACGGGUCUGCCAGACUGUCGGAAGGGCACAGAACUAAGCCAGGGAGCCACACCAGCCUUGACACUGGCUGGGGCCACCAAACCCACAGGGUAUGCAGAAGGUGGCCUGGAUUACCUGCUGUGGCCUCAGAAGCCACCCCCACCCCCACCCCAGCCACUGCGGGCCUACAGUAGCAACACCGUAGCCGGCAAGUCCCAGUCCCCAGAGACUUGUGGCGGGAGGGCCUUUGAGAGGGCCAACGGGUCGCCCCAUAACUGCAGCAUGGGGCUGCCCAGCAGCUUCACCGUGGGUCAGUACUUCGCUGCCCCUUGGAACAGUGUUCUGGUGACACCUACCAGUGACUGCUACAAUCCAGCGGCUGCUGCCGUAGUGACAGAGCUGGGACCAGGAGUUGCCCGGGAGCUAGCCGGGCCUCCUGGAGACGCACUCUCAGGCCUGACCAGCAAGAGUGUGUGUAACACAGCGGUGCUGAGCAGCAGCCUCCAGUCGCUGGAGUAUCUCAUCAACGACAUCCGGCCACCCUGCAUCAAGGAACAGAUGCUGGGCAAAGGUUACGAGACGGUGGCCGUGCCCCGGCUGCUGGACCAUCAGCACGCCCACAUCCGCCUACCUGUCUACAGAUAAGGUCUGCCCUGCGGACACACGGACAGACGGACAGGGUGCUGGGGGUUGCCAGGCCAUAGCACAGGGCAGGAAGCUAGCAGGGCGCCCCGCCCACCCCGUGUCCACUGGGAAGCCAGGCAGGUUACCUCCUCACUUCAGUGGGCAAGCGGGCUGAUCUCACACACUAGGGCUUCUCCUUCCGCUUGCUGCCCCAGGAAGCAGGGAGGGUCCCAGGCUGGCUACAAGGCUCCUUCAUCCUUCAUCCAGGCAGGGAGAGAGGACCUUCUGGGUCUCCAGCAGAGGGGUGCUCCAGUCAUCCUGUCAUACACUGGGUCUCUACCCUCAGUCUCUCAGAAAAGGAGCAGAGGGGAUCCAUAUCACGUCCCUGGGUCCAAAGUGCCCCAUCCUCUACCAACUAAUCCAGGUGAAGACCACCCUGACUCCAGAUUCCCUCUCAGAGGCCUCAGGACUACCAGCCCCCUGUUCCUGCUGACUCUUCCCCUACCCACCCAACCUACUCUGUACACCCCAGACCAGCCCCGUCUCCACCCCUACCGUACAUCUCACAGGGCUGCUGGGAACAGUUGGUGCAUUGCACAAGGGCACCUUGCCCAAGGAGACUCCACUCACAUCUUAGACUUGUGUAUUUAUUACAAUUGUCUGCAUUUCGAGGGAGGGACACCAUCUUCUAUUCGCACAAAGAUGUCAUGGGGGGGCUAACAAGGGACCUGUAAAGGCUCCAUUCAUAAGGACGAUCUUGCCUUCUUCGUGUGUCGGGAUCUCCUGGGGACCAGUGGGAGGGUGACCUGGCUAUAACUGGAAUACCCAAUCCAGCUCCCGUUCUGACUCCCUUUUCCCCCUGCACUGCUGUGGGGAUGGGGGUUGGGGGGAAGAUAAGCCCAGGAAGUCCUCAAGGCCUGCAGUCCCCUGGCCCCGCCGGCCCCAGGCACUCCAGAAACGGAAGCAGAAGUGGUACUGUAUCUCUCCAAGGCCUGUCUGAGCACUAAGUGCAUUUACAAAUCUCUGAGAAUGUUUUUUUAUACUAAAAUUGACCAUUAUAUUCUACUGUGAGAAGUGCAGUCUGUCUGCACUAUAUUGUUUUAAAAACGAAGAGAAAGAAAAAAAAGGAAAACAGA
This is a messenger RNA of Mastomys coucha (southern multimammate mouse), 3649 nucleotides long. RefSeq names its product family with sequence similarity 222 member A (gene Fam222a). The transcript has 4 exons. The record is from RefSeq and is a predicted model, not a curated record. NCBI's taxonomy places the organism in Eukaryota, Metazoa, Chordata, Mammalia, Rodentia, Muridae. Bases 1173 to 2534 code for a protein of 453 amino acids.